AUGGGCGCUCCGACCAGUGCUUUAUUCGGAAUCUUUCUGAUACUUUUCCACUGUCUCACUCUAUGCGGCGCCCUAGAACAGUCAGGUGCACAGCAUAUGGGCCAACUACCGGGUGUUUUCGGGCCGUCUAAGGCAAACAUUGCAUUGAAGCUGCAGCCCGCAAGGAAAUUACGGUUAUCGAAGAGCGACCUCAGUAGCCUACUGCUUGAUUUGCGGCACGAAGUCAAGAAACAGGUGGCUCAACUCGAAGAGGAGCUGGCGGAGCGAGCACGCCUGCGGCAGCGGGCGAAGUCAACGUGGUCAGCGCACGGCGCCCCGAUUUGGAUUCCUUCCGAAGGAGCUACAAGUGCAUCACAACCACCGAGCCCUAGAAUGGUACGAGUUAGAAGGAUUACUUGCCACUCUAGCAUCAGAUGUGGAUGGCGGGGCUACUGCUUGACUACAUCUGGUUGUGGGUGCAAGAGGGCUAUUUCUACUUCAACUGUUACUCCUGCGCUCUCACCGAAACGGGCAGCCAUCAGAAUCAGCAUGAAGCAAAGGACAGUACUAUCGUUCGGAUACCAGCACAGCUUGUUGUUUUACGGCAACUCCAGUCUGAAAAUCCCUUUCACCUGUUCCCGUCCCUUCAGACUUCAUGUUAGCUGUCAACUGUCCCUUUCACUUGUUCCCGUCCCUUCAGAUUUCAUGUUAGAUGUCAACUGUCGUGCCUCCUAUCUGUCGGUAUCCUUAAGUGACAUGACACGGGAGUACCAAUUGGGAGGUCGUGUACACCGUUAUGCAAUGUAA
Messenger RNA from Neospora caninum, 786 nucleotides. RefSeq lists its product as hypothetical. The record is from RefSeq and is a predicted model, not a curated record. The transcript is spliced from 6 exons. Bases 1 to 786 code for a protein of 261 amino acids. NCBI's taxonomy places the organism in Eukaryota, Apicomplexa, Conoidasida, Eucoccidiorida, Sarcocystidae.